UCAUCCAGUUAUCAGGCGAGUUCAAACGCCGCGCCCCCGAAUAAAGUUAUAACAAAAAAAGAUCGACGAGCACAGUUGGUGAAGCUAUUCAUUGUGGCGUUUGUUUCCAUUGGAACCGUUGCUCUCACUAUAUUCGAUGUGAUUCAAACAGCUAAAUCUCUAAAGAAGAAAAUUGAGCUGACUGAUAAAAUUCACGCGAGUAUUGAUGCAGCUAUGUUAAUUCAUAGUUUGCAAAGAGAGAGGAAUGACCGCAUUAUACUCCACUCAAAGUCUGUUGAACUCAGGCGGACGUAUGCUACGAGAAUUUCGGGAAAAAACGGAUGAAACUAUCGUUAAAUUGAAAACGAGAAAUGGUCGAAGCCUCGAUAAACUAUCGGACGGUAAAGAGCCAUUUGAGAACAUUUUAAAAGAGGCUAGGCGUAUAAUCGACGAAGGAGAAGCAUCAACUCUUGAUACUUUGCAGAAAUACCGAGAGUGGAUUGAUGAGCUUAUUUUUACGCUUACAGGAUAUUUGAGGUCGGAAAACUUAGGGGGAUACGCGCACUUGGUUUACGCAUACGAGCUUUUAAUCAUGAGUAAAGAAGAAGCUGGGAUGGAACGAGCACUUGGCGGUUUAAGAUUUAUGGAAGGAAAAAAUUUCAGUUAUGCAAACAUGACAUGGUACAUACAGAAAAGCACACUUGCCCAACAGUACCUCAGGAUCGGUUUCCUAUUUUCGAAUGAAAUGAAGGAAAUUCAUUCUUCUGUAUUCGCUAACAGUACAUACUUGAUGAAAAAAAUCGAAAGAAAAAGAAAGGUUUUAUUCAGCGAAUCUCACACAGAACCGUCUAAAAAGGAUGGUCUCGAAUGGUUUGAUUUGAUGACAAAAUACAAUAACUUGUUGUUGGAAUUACAGAUGCAGCAAGCUGACAUGAUUAGCACAAAGGUCGACAAGACAGUUGCUGAAAAUGCAAAUCAACUCAUUAUCCGGUCGAUGCUUUUGUGUUUUACCUUGAUUAUUGUGCCAGGUAUUAUUUUAUCGUUAGGAAGGGUCCAGAAACGUUUCUACGAAUACACAUUGUCAUUGUUCGAUAAAGUUGGUCUAGAGCAAGCGAGAACGGACUUUUUAAUGAGAGAAAAUUCAAGAAACAUUGAGAAUUUGUCACAGAAGUGGAAGGAUUUUUCCAAUCAUAACCAUGGCCCGAGUUAUAGCAACAGAGUUGCUCCCAAUGCUGUUGUAAAUUGUAGCCAGUGAAAAAAAUGCAGAAGAAGUGAAGAAAACUUCUUGUGGGUUAAUUGUUCGAAGUAUUUCGUGUUUUUAAGCAGUGGUGUUUCACCUAUCUAUAAUU
This is a messenger RNA of Dendronephthya gigantea, 1328 nucleotides long. RefSeq lists its product as uncharacterized. NCBI's taxonomy places the organism in Eukaryota, Metazoa, Cnidaria, Anthozoa, Malacalcyonacea, Nephtheidae. Bases 245 to 1234 code for a protein of 329 amino acids. The transcript is spliced from 2 exons. The record is from RefSeq and is a predicted model, not a curated record.